Cynocephalus volans (Philippine flying lemur) is the source of this 1419-nucleotide messenger RNA. RefSeq names its product chitinase acidic (gene CHIA). Gene Ontology annotation, molecular function: chitinase activity; chitin binding. Gene Ontology annotation, biological process: carbohydrate metabolic process; chitin catabolic process. The record is from RefSeq and is a predicted model, not a curated record. NCBI's taxonomy places the organism in Eukaryota, Metazoa, Chordata, Mammalia, Dermoptera, Cynocephalidae. Gene Ontology annotation, cellular component: extracellular region.
AUGACUCUGGCACCCUCUGACCAAGGUCUCUUUUCUUCUUUAGUGCUAGCCCUCUGGCUGCAGCUGGGUACAGCAACCAAAAUUGUCUGUUACUUUACCAGCUGGAUCCAGUACCACCCUGGAACUGCCCACUCCAUGCCCGAGAAUGCGGACCCUUGCCUCUGCACGCACAUCAUCUAUGCCUUCUCUGGCAUGGCCAACAAGAUCACAACCAUCAAGUGGGAUGAUGAGGCCCUCUCUGCCAGCAUCAAUGGCCUUAAGAACUAUAACACGGAGCUGAAAACCCUGCUCUCUGUUGGUGACUGGAAUGUGGAACCUAGGGGUAAAACCUUCUUCUCAGACAUGGUGACCACUGCUGAGGACCAUCAGACCUGCCUCCAGUUGGCCUCAUGGUUUCUGAAGAAGUACAACUUUGAUGCGGUGGACAUAGAUUGGGAGAAUCCCAGCAACCACGGCAGCCCAGCAGACACCCAGCAGCUCUUCACUGUCCUGUUGAAGAUGACUCACCCUUGCUGUGAAGUGUAUAAGGCUUUUGAGCAAGAGACCACCCAGAGCAACAAGCCCAGUUUGCUGAUUUCUACUGCUGUGUUGGCUGGCGAAAGUACCACUGAGACUACCUACCAGAUUCCUGAGAUGUCUAAGUACCUGGACUACUUCCAUGUCAUGGCCUAUGAUCUCCAUGGCUCCUGGGAGGGCUGUGUUGGAGAGAGCAGCCCCCUCUACAAAUACCCAACUGACACUGGCAGCAACACCCACCCCACUGUGGAUUAUGCUAUGAACUACUGGAAGGACAGAGCCGCAGCUGAGAAGCUCAUCAUUGGAUUCCCUGCCUAUGGACACACCUUCAUUCUGAGCAACACUUCCAGCAGUGGAAUUGAUGCACCUACUUCUAGUGCUGGUCCUGCCCGGCCCUACACCAGGCAGUCUGGGUUCUAGGCUUACUGUGAGAUCUGCACCUUCCUGAAAAAUGGAACCACUUAGACAUGGGAUGCUCCACAAGAUGUGCCCUACGCCUAACCGAGCAUUGAGUGGGUUGGCUAUGACAAUGUAAAGAGCUUCAAUAUCAAGGUACAGUGGCUUAAGCAGAACAACUUUGGAGGCAUCAUGGUCUGGGCCAUUGAUCUGGAUGACUUCACUGGCACUUUCUGCAACCAGGGCAAGUUCUUCCUGACAUCCACCCUGAAGGAGGCCCUCGGCCUACAGAGUGUAAAUAAGUGACAGUGGCGGAUGCCCAAGGAUGGCAGCAGUGGGAGCGGCAGUGGCAGCAGUGGGAGCGGCAGUGGGAGCGGCAGUGGCAGCAGCGGGAGCAGCAGCUCUGGAGGCAGCAGGGAGCAUGGAUUCUGUGCCGGCAAAGCCAAAGGCCUCUUCCCCGUGGUGAAUAACACAAACGCAGAACUUCCGGGCUGGCCUCGUCUUUGA